Messenger RNA from Rodentolepis nana, 486 nucleotides. The record is from the annotation of a GenBank genome assembly. Lineage: Eukaryota; Metazoa; Platyhelminthes; Cestoda; Cyclophyllidea; Hymenolepididae.
UUGGUGCUAAAAGGUUAUUUAGCAUGUAUACGGUCAAUCCUUCCGCUUCACCGUUCCAUUUAUACUUCCACAUGUCUCUCAAAAAACACUAGAUCAGGUGUAGUUCGUAGGACAAGAAAUAUGUCUGAAGCUUUAACGUACGAACGGUCUAAAAAGCCCCAUCAGAUCGCCGUUCUUAAAUCUUGGAAUUCUUGGAAUACAAGUAAUAUACAUGGGGAAGAUCAUUACACUGGCGUUAUAACGUAUCAAGAUUCUCUUAUACGACUUUUUAUCAACGGAACAUUUCCCACUCAUGUUCUUAGUGAGGUAAGGUUAACAUAUUUAUUGCUAAUCUGCUUCAACUUAUCCAACCGAAUUUCUUCUAGUGAGCUGUAUUUCCUUACUGGAUAUGCCGAACAAAUGCUCUCCUAUCUUUUACGAUGCCCUGUAAAGAUCGAGCCUAGAAUGAUUCUUAAUCCCAAGGAUGUUAUAUUCCGCUAUAUUUAG